AUGACAUUUCAAACUGGUGAGCAAGUCCUUAUAAGAGUGUCACCCAUGAAAGGGGUGAUGAGAUUUGGCAAGAAGGGAAAUCUUAGUCCCCGAUACAUUGGACCAUUUGAGAUCCUUGACUGUGUAGGGCCAGUGGCUUAUAGAUUGGCCUUACCCCCUAGCUUAUCUGGAGUUUAUCCAUUGUUUUAUGUGUCCAUGUUGAAGAAGUAUCAUGGUGACGGAGAUUACAUUAUAAAAUGGGACUCAGUUCUAUUGGACAAAGACUUUCAGCAUGAAGAGGAACCGCUUGCAAUUCUUGAUCGCGAUGGCAUCUUCAAGCGGUUACUGAUCGACCUCUGCUUGGAGGUAACUGAUCGAGACCGAAUUCAAGGGUGA
Messenger RNA from Solanum tuberosum (potato), 375 nucleotides. RefSeq lists its product as uncharacterized. Lineage: Eukaryota; Viridiplantae; Streptophyta; Magnoliopsida; Solanales; Solanaceae. The record is from RefSeq and is a predicted model, not a curated record. The transcript has 2 exons. The coding region runs from base 1 to 375 and encodes 124 amino acids.